Molecule: messenger RNA, 2253 nt
Organism: Lolium perenne
Lineage: Eukaryota; Viridiplantae; Streptophyta; Magnoliopsida; Poales; Poaceae
Product: DELLA protein SLN1
Source: RefSeq, a predicted model, not a curated record
CCACUACUACUACUAGUACUGCUAGUCGCUGCCGCCGUUGCUCCCUUCUUCCCUUGCUUUGCUCAAUCUCCCAACCCUGGAUCCAAAUCCCAACCUAUCCCAAAACUCAACCCGAGGCAAGCCAAAGCAUCAACCAAUUAUCACCUAUACCUAGCCACCUCAGAUCAUGAAGCGUGAGUACCAAGACGCCGGCGGGAGCAGCGCCGCCGGCGCCGGCGACAUGGGCAUGUCCAAGGACAAGAUGAUGCUGUCCGCGCCGCCGCCGCAGGAGGACGAGGACGUCGACGAGCUCCUCGCCGCGCUCGGCUACAAGGUCCGCUCCUCCGACAUGGCCGACGUCGCGCACAAGCUCGAGCAGCUCGAGAUGGCCAUGGGCAUGGGCGCCGUCCCCGCCCCCGACGACGGCUUCACCACGCACCUCGCCACCGAGACCGUCCACUACAACCCCACCGACCUCUCCUCCUGGGUCGAGAGCAUGCUCUCCGAGCUCAACGCCCCGCCGCCCCCGCUCCCGCUCCCGCCCGCCCCCGCCUCCUCCACCGUCACCGCCGACGGCUUCUUCGACAUCCCACCCCCAUCCAUCGACUCCUCCAGCACCUCCUACGCGCUCAGGCCGAUCCCUUCCCCGGCCGUCGACCUCUCCGCCGACUCCCCGCGGGACCCCAAGCGGAUGCGCACCAGCGGCAGCACGUCCUCCUCCUCCUCCUCCUCAUCCUCCCUCGGCGGCUGCGUGGUCGAGGCCGCUCCACCUGCCUCGGAGGCCAACGCCAUCGCGCUCCCCGUCGUGGUGGCCGACACGCAGGAGGCCGGGAUCCGGCUGGUGCACGCGCUGCUGGCGUGCGCGGAGGCCGUGCAGCAGGAGAACUUCCCGGCCGCGGAGGCGCUCGUCAAGCAGAUACCCCUCCUCGCCGCCUCCCAGGGCGGCGCCAUGCGCAAGGUGGCCGCCUACUUCGGGGAGGCGCUCGCCCGCCGCGUCUUCCGCUUCCGCCCGCAGCCCGACAGCUCCCACCUCGACGCCGCCUUCGCGGACCUCCUCCACGCCCACUUCUACGAGUCCUGCCCCUACCUCAAGUUCGCGCACUUCACCGCCAACCAGGCCAUCCUCGAGGCCUUCGCCGGCUGCCGCCGCGUCCACGUCGUCGACUUCGGGAUCAAGCAGGGCAUGCAGUGGCCGGCCCUCCUCCAGGCCCUGGCGCUCCGCCCCGGCGGCCCGCCCUCGUUCCGCCUCACGGGGGUCGGCCCCCCGCAGCCCGACGAGACCGACGCGCUGCAGCAGGUGGGGUGGAAGCUGGCCCAGUUCGCGCACACCAUCGGCGUCGACUUCCAGUACCGCGGCCUCGUCGCCGCCACCCUCGCCGACCUCGAGCCCUUCAUGCUGCAGCCGGAGGCCGAGGACGGGCCCAACGAGGAGCCCGAGGUAAUCGCCGUCAACUCCGUCUUCGAGAUGCACCGCCUCCUCGCGCAGCCCGGCGCCCUCGAGAAGGUCCUGGGCACCGUGCGCGCCGUGCGGCCGAGGAUCGUCACCGUCGUGGAGCAGGAGGCCAACCACAACACCGGCUCCUUCCUGGACCGCUUCACCGAGUCGCUGCACUACUACUCCACCAUGUUCGACUCCCUGGAGGGCGCCGGCUCCGCCCCGUCCGAAAUCUCAUCUGGGCCAUCCGCCGCUGCUGCCGCCGCCGCCGCUCCUGGCACGGACCAGGUCAUGUCCGAGGUGUACCUCGGCCGGCAGAUCUGCAAUGUCGUGGCCUGCGAGGGCGCCGAGCGCACGGAGCGCCACGAGACGCUGGGCCAGUGGCGCGGCCGCCUCGGCCACGCCGGCUUCGAGACCGUCCACCUCGGCUCCAACGCCUACAAGCAGGCCAGCACGCUGCUCGCGCUCUUCGCCGGCGGCGACGGCUACAAGGUGGACGAGAAGGAAGGCUGCCUCACGCUCGGCUGGCACACGCGCCCACUCAUCGCCACCUCCGCGUGGCGCAUGGCCGCCGCCGCCGCGCCAUGAUCGCAAGUUUUGAACGCUCGACCAACGAUCGGAGUUACGGAUCUCGCUGGCGUGAAGAGAUGGACACCGGACGGACUCCCGGCGACCACCACCACCACCAUAGCCUGUAAUCGUUCUUGUUCUCGAUUCCCCACUUGAUCCGUGAACUCCUAGCAAGCCUAUUAUUAAGUUUUAAAAUGUCUAUUAUUAUGUUCUGUGUAAUUCCUCCAAUCGCUCAUAUUUAAAUAAGGACGGGACGGAUUUCGGUACUA